This is a messenger RNA of Momordica charantia (bitter melon), 1704 nucleotides long. Lineage: Eukaryota; Viridiplantae; Streptophyta; Magnoliopsida; Cucurbitales; Cucurbitaceae. The record is from RefSeq and is a predicted model, not a curated record.
GACGGCAAAUAGAGCAUUAAUUUCGGUAUUCUUCUGCUUUUUCUCUCUCUUUCCUCUCUCGAGGGCAUUUUCCUUUGCUUUCGCUCUCGACUGUCUUCCCUCUCGUUCUCGCUUCCAGUGGUCUUUCUCUACUCUCGCUCUCGGUCUUGGUCGGAUUCUCGAUCUCUCUCUUCUUUGCCGCUCUUUGUUUCCUCAACUGCUUUCGUGUGCCACUUCCGAUUAAUAGCGUCAGGACGAUUGAUCGAGACCCACCUAUCUAUCUUUCCUUGAAAUCCAAUCGUCAGAGAAUGAUCAAUUUUUGGACAAUUUCGGACGAGAUGUGGUGCACAUAUAUAUGUGAUGAAAAAGAGCCAAAGGAGAGAGUUUGUUUAAUAGUCCACAAAAAUCUUAGAGUGAGAGAGAGAGAUGGAGGAGAGAGGAAAAAAGGUUCAUGUAUUGGUAAUUCCAUACCCAACCCAAGGCCAUGUCAACCCUAUGCUCCAAUUCUGCAACCGCUUGGCCUCCAAAGGAGUCGCCACCACCGUCGCUUUGGCGGCGGCGCCGUUCUUCACGCAGCCGUCCGCCGUCAACUUAAUUUACUACUGCGUUCAUAAGGGGUUGCUGAAGGUGCCGAUUUCGGAGGAGUCGUCGUCGGUCCCUGGGUUGCCUCCGCUUCUGCCGGCGGAGAUGCCGUCGUUCAUUUACGUUGGUGGGUCUUAUCCACAGUACUUCCAUUUGGUGUUGAAUCAGUGGUUAAAUGUGCACAAAGCUGAUUGGUUCAUCGUCAACUCUAUCUACGAGCUCGAGCCUCAGGCGGUGGAAGAAAUGUCAAAAAUUGGUCCCACAUUGACAAUAGGGCCAACAAUUCCAUCUUUCUACAUAGACAACCAUAACGAAAAUGACAAGAAAUAUGAGCUGAAUCUCUUCUCAAUCAAGCCUGAGGAGGCAUCUUCCACAACCAAAUGGCUCGAAACCAAACCAAAAGGCUCCGUCGUGUACAUGUCAUUCGGCAGCUUGGCCAACAUGAGCAUAAUUCAAAUGGUAGAGCUUGCAGUCGGAUUAAUCGAGAGCAACUACUUCUUCAUCUGGGUGGUUAGGGAAUCAGAAGAGUGGAAGAUUCCGAAAGGCUUUGUAGCGGAGAAGGGAUUGAUUUUGAAAUGGUGUUCCCAAAUAGAAGUGUUGUCGAACGAAGCCGUUGGGUGCUUCUUCACGCAUUGCGGGUGGAACUCGACGCUGGAGACCUUGUGCUUGGGCGUGCCAAUGGUGACCAUGCCGCAGUGGACGGAUCAACCGACGAUCGCCAAGUACGUCGAGGAUGUUUGGAAGGUUGGCGUGAGAGUGAAGGUGGGUGAGGAUGGGAUUGUGGGGAAGGAAGAGAUCAAAGCUUGUAUUGGAACAGUGAUGGAGGGAGACAGAGCCAUAGAGUUCAAAGAGAAUGCUUUGAGAUGGAAACAAGUUGUCCUGCAAGCACUUGGAGAAGGUGGCAGUUCCAUGAAGAACAUUGAUCAGUUCAUUUCCAGCUUGAGAGAGAAGAUAUCUGAUAAUUGAGGUCUAAGCACUUUCAGCAUUCAUCUAUCUUGCGGAUGCAUUUAAAAAAUGAAUCAUAUGAUCUCUAAACUUUUAAUUAUGUAUAUCUUCCGUUGUUAUCAUUAAAAUUAAUACAUGAACAUAAAUCAAAAAUAAAAUUUCAUCUACUCUUUCCUCUUGAAGUUGGAGAUUCAAAUA